AUGACGAUACUUGUGAUGGAUGAGAACUCGAACCAGAGUGAGCGGAACGAGAUCGUGCAGAGUCCCCGGGCAAGCUGCAGGCCGUGGUGGUGGACCGCGUCGGCGUGUCCCCGUCCCAGAUCUCGGCGUCGCUGGGCCGGCCGCGCCGCCCGCGCUGCGCCGCUCGACGACCCCGCCGACCUCUGCCGUCGUCGCGCGCGAGGGGCCCGGCUGCUACGCGUGCUCGCCGCGCUCCGCCACUCCUGCUGCGACCGCAAGGCCAGCGCCGGGAUCCUCCUCUCGCCCUUCCAGCAGCAGCCGCCGCUGCCCAAGAAGACCCCUCCUCGCCCCCCUUCCCCGGCGCCGUCCCCGCCGCCGCCCGCGUCCCAGAUGCAGCUCGCGUCCCGGCCGCUGCGAGAUGCAGCUCGCGUCCUGGCCGCGCAUGCUGCAGAUGGCCUGGACCACGGCGACCUCGACGCCGGCGCGACCUGCUGCUUCGCCUCCGACCACGACGGGUUGCUGCUCGCCGAGCGGCCGCGCUCCGGCAAUUUUCCACACUCGGACCCGCCCUACCGCAUCCCUCCUGAGCGCUUCUCCAUGCGCCCACGUAUCGGAUCCAGCCGGAUGUGCCUCGACGUCCGCCACGGACGCGUGCUCAUCAACGACGACAUGCGGAGUCGGUGGGCGGUGCUCUGCGCCGCCGGCGACCGGGGGCACGUGCAUGGCGCCUGCCACUCAAGCCCUUUUAAAGUGGUUGCGAUCAUCAGCAACGAGCACGACGAUGAUCUUUCGGAUGAAGAUGAUGAUUAUGAACCAGAAGUAUUGGCUAGUGUUUACUCCUCCGAGACUGACAUGUGGAGCGAUCUCAUCUCAACAGGUUUUCUGGGCAGGGGUAUUGACAUCUCUCUUCGCAGCACACUUGUUGGUAACACCCUUUACUGGCUGCUGGAAAGCACUUUCAUGCUUACGUUUGAUUUGGAGGCACAGAGAGCAGCUGUGACCGGGAGGUUUGCUGGUGCUCCUCGCGGUGGCAAUCUUCAGAUCAUCCAGGCAGAGGAUGGCACUGUUGGCUUUGCUGCUUUGUGCGACUUCCAUUACCGCCGCUGCUUGGAAAUCUGGGACAGGAAGAUUGAUUCUUAUGGAUUUCCCACGGGCGUGUUGCGGCAGACUGUUGAACUGCAGAAGAUUCUUGGAUUGGAGUCUAGGAUUGAUGGCAAAUCAUAUAUACUGCACUAUAUGGAGGAUGUUCAGGCAAUCUUAUUGCAGGUGCAGUCAUCUGUCUACAUGAUUCAGCUUGAAUCAUUGCAGCCUAAGAAACUUUUCGAAAGCACAGAUAAUUGCAUCUAUCGUCCUUUCACAAGUUUCUAUGCCGAAGAGGUGCCAUUAGCAGUUUGAAGCAGGAGCAGCUAUUCUCUGGAUGAUGUGCGCAGCCUGGGAUGCGACUGAAGUCUGAUUAUGUCAAUGUGUAUGGCUACAUGUACUGCAGCUGUCCUGCGGAAAUCAACUAAUAUGUUGACUGGCGUAGUGCUUCAUCUAUCAAUCUAUCUAUCUGUAUCUAAUAGUAUGUCAGUAUGUACUUGUUAACUGAAGUCUGAAAUGGUUGGGUUAUGUCGGCAGUGUUGGCCUUGACAAUGGACCUCCAGUUUGACUUGGUGCUGGCGCCAAAUUAUGGUUUGCCAAUGGUGUUGAGUACAUUUGAUAUAUGUUUUACUACCUGCCAA
Messenger RNA from Lolium rigidum, 1700 nucleotides. RefSeq lists its product as uncharacterized. Bases 1 to 1374 code for a protein of 457 amino acids. The record is from RefSeq and is a predicted model, not a curated record. NCBI's taxonomy places the organism in Eukaryota, Viridiplantae, Streptophyta, Magnoliopsida, Poales, Poaceae. The transcript is spliced from 5 exons.